This is a messenger RNA of Paramecium pentaurelia, 216 nucleotides long. Lineage: Eukaryota; Ciliophora; Oligohymenophorea; Peniculida; Parameciidae. The record is from the annotation of a GenBank genome assembly.
AUGUAAUAGACUGUCUCACUUUUUGCUGGAAUGACUAAAGUCUUUAAAUCUGCUAAUAAUAAUAAAUAGUAUUAAGAGACCUGUAAAUGUCAAAAAGAGAAUUUCAAAGUGGAAUCAUAAAAUAAGGAACACUUAUAAGAAUUUUCAAAGAAACAUAGUACUAAUGAAAAUUAAAAGGAAAAUAUCAUGAUUCAGAGCCAACCUAACAGAAAAUGA